This is a messenger RNA of Diaporthe batatas, 1800 nucleotides long. RefSeq lists its product as uncharacterized. NCBI's taxonomy places the organism in Eukaryota, Fungi, Ascomycota, Sordariomycetes, Diaporthales, Diaporthaceae. Gene Ontology annotation, molecular function: iron ion binding; monooxygenase activity; oxidoreductase activity, acting on paired donors, with incorporation or reduction of molecular oxygen. The record is from RefSeq and is a predicted model, not a curated record. The transcript is spliced from 2 exons. Bases 1 to 1800 code for a protein of 599 amino acids.
AUGUCGACAGCUACAGUCAAUGUGACUCUUGGUGAAGCCCUGCCGGAGGCACAGCUUCAUCUUCAGUCUGGUUCUGGACUUACAAACGCUCUCGUCGCGCUUGUCCCUCUCGCUGCCUUGCUUUACCUCAUACGACAAUGGGCUCUCCCGAAACCCAUCCCCGGCAUUCCCUACAAGCCAGAUUCUGUCAAAUCUAUGCUAGGUGACUUCCAGGCCAUCGGCAAAUAUCUGGCGUCAGCGAACGUCACCUAUUUUGAUUGGAUCGAGAAGCAAGCCAAAGACCUCAACUCUCCGAUUAUCCAAGUCUUCCCGAGGCCUUUCGGCAAGCCCACUGUGGUGGUCAGCGACUUUAAUGAGGCGCAGGACAUUCUCAUGCGACGAGGCAAGGAGUUUGAUAGGUCAUACGUCAGCGCCGAGAUCUUCACGGGCAUCAUCCCGGACCACCACAUUGUGCAUAAGACAGACUCCGCCUGGAAGAGCCAGAGACGACUGUUACAGGACUUGAUGAGCCCAGGCUUCCUCGAAGGCGUAGCCGCGCCGGUCCUCUACCAGACAGUAUCCGAUUUUGUGCGCAUGUGGGAGCUGAAAGCCCAGGCAGCACAGCGCAGACCUUUCAAGGCUUCGGAGGAUAUUUACUACACGGCACUCGACUCCGUCCAUGGAUUCGCUUUUGGUCAAGAUUUUAAGCACAAUGCCAACCAGCCCACGCUGGAGUACCUCGAGCGCACAGUGUCAGAAGCUACCAAUGCGCCAGACAAUGGCGGCAGUAUCGACGAGCCCAUCGACUUCCCUCGACAGGAGAUGGACGUAGUCAUCAAGUCAUUCCUGAGGAUAAUUGACAUGUUCGCUGAAGUCCAGGGCAGCCCUAUUGCAAAGCUCAAGUGGCCCAUCCUGAACAGAUUGCCAUCGUUUGUUAAGGCAAAGGAGAUCAGACAGGAAACCAUUCGCAAGGAAAUUCAAGGUGCAUUGGAAAGGACCGAGACACACCCGGAUCCCAAGACAGUGCGCUCGGCUGUGGAUCACAUGGUGCGCAGGGAACUCAUCCUGGCAGAAAAGGAGGGCCGUCCCGCAAACUGUUUCUCACCAGCAAUAUUUGACGAGAUCUUCGGAUUCGUCGUUGCCGGCCAUGACACCACCUCUACAACGAUAUCUUGGGGUGUCAAGUUCUUGGCGGACAACCCAAGGGCUCAGGAUCGCCUCCGUGCCGCCAUGCAGGAAGGAUUUUCGGCUGCCAAGGAAGAAGGGCGUCCCCCCACGGUGCACGAGAUCAUCUCAACCAACAUCCCUUACCUCGAUGCCUCUCAAGAGGAGAUACUCCGCUGCGCGGGCACGAGCCAAACUACUGAUAGGGAAGCUAUGAUGGACACUGAGAUUCUCGGCCACAAGAUCCCCAAGGGAACCAUCGUCAUCAUGCCCAUAGAUGGCGCUAGCGUCAAGACGCCUGCCUUCAACAUUGAAGAGAGCAGCCGACACAGGAGCAGCCAGGAAGCCAUCAAGUCGGGCAGGGCGCGACGUUACUGGGAUGCCGCGGACGUCAGCGAAUUCAAGCCUGAGCGAUGGCUGUCUGAGAAUGGCGAGUUCGACGCUACCUCUGGACCUGCCAUGGCCUUUUCUCUGGGCACACGAAGCUGCUUUGGAAAGAGGCUUGCGAACAUCCAGCUGCGCAUGCUGCUGACUCUCAUCGUGUGGAACUUUGAGCUUCAGAAGUGCCCCGAGAAAUUGUCUGGCUACGGACACAAGAUGGGGCUCACCACCGAGCCUAUGGACUGCUAUGUGAGGCUGAGGAAGAUUGAGCUGUAG